GUUAUGUCUCCCUUGGCCUCCUAAAGAGCCAUGGCCUGCUACCCACGAGUUCCGUACCCGGCAAGGAGCGGGCUGAAUGAACAGAUGAUAGGAUGGACUCGAGUAGGCCAUCUGCCUGCCAUCGCCGUGCUUCUUGACUCUGCGGAUUCUGCGGAUCUGCCCACACACGACGACACGCCCCUCCACAUCGCAAUCAACAACAACCGUCCUGAGAUUGCCCGCUUCCUGAUCUCCCGCGGCUUCGAUGUCAAUCAGAAGGGCCGUGAGUCGUAUGGCGCUGUUUGCUUACCUCCCCUGCACCUAGCCGGCAUGGCAAACUCUCCAGAAUUCAUAGACCUGCUGCUCGACGCGGGGGCGGAUGCCUCCCAGGACGACGUGUCGGCUGAUGGAUUCUGCGGCACGCAAUUCGGACAGCUGGGUGAGGACGGAAGACCGCAUACAGCCUUCAUGACAACGGCCCACUGGGGCUGCGAAGCCGCCGUGCAACGCUUCAUCGACCGGCUGCAGCCCGCGGGCCGUAUCGCCGCAAGAUAACAAAGGCCGCACUCCCCUUUACAUGUACAUUGAGACCCAUUGCCACAACCCCGCCAGUCAACUCGGAGGCCACAUACGUGCCGAGCAUAUCGAACUUUUGCUCCGGGCAGGGGCUGACCCGGACAUUCGAGCGGCAUCUGGCCAGUCGGCUAGGGAGUUGGCCGCAUCAAAGGGGCUCAUCUAUGAUGUUGAGAUUGGUUCUAUAGCCUCAGACGCAGGAGGAACCCAAUGAAC
This is a messenger RNA of Aspergillus japonicus CBS 114.51, 768 nucleotides long. Its product is annotated as ankyrin repeat domain-containing protein. The record is from RefSeq and is a predicted model, not a curated record. The transcript has a single exon. The coding region runs from base 85 to 534 and encodes 149 amino acids. NCBI's taxonomy places the organism in Eukaryota, Fungi, Ascomycota, Eurotiomycetes, Eurotiales, Aspergillaceae. Gene Ontology annotation, molecular function: protein binding.